Molecule: messenger RNA, 2478 nt
Organism: Lathyrus sativus (Indian pea)
Lineage: Eukaryota; Viridiplantae; Streptophyta; Magnoliopsida; Fabales; Fabaceae
Source: the annotation of a GenBank genome assembly
AUGGCUGAGAAACAGGUCAUUGUCGUAGUCGAAAGUACAGCCGCUAUGGGUCCUUACUGGGACACCCUUCAAAUGGAUUAUCUAGAUAAAAUUGUCAGGAGCAUUAGUGGGACUGAGUCAACUGGGCAGAAGCCUUCUGUUUCCAAUGUUGAGUUUGCCCUAGUCACCUAUAAUACUCAUGGGUGUUAUUCUGGUAUCCUUGUGCAACGCACUGGUUGGACAAGAGACCCCGAUGUUUUCUUACAGUGGCUAUCAUCUAUACCCUUUUCUGGUGGUGGUUUUAAUGAUGCAGCAAUUGCUGAAGGGCUUGCUGAAGCUCUGAUGAUGUUCCCUCAAAGUGGAGACUCAAAUCAGCAGAAUGUGGAUAUGCACAUGCACUGUAUCCUUGUGGCAGCCAGUAAUCCUUACCCGUUGCAGACACCAGUAUAUGUUCCGCAACUGCAGAGUGUAGAGCAGAGUGAAUCUAUUGACUCAGACCCAGGGAACCAGCUAUAUGAUGCUGAAGCUGUUGCUAAAGCGUUUCCGCAGUUUGCUAUUUCUCUAUCAAUCAUCUGCCCAAAACAACUUCCCAAAGUUAAAGCCAUUUACAAUGCGGGAAAGCGAAAUAAUAGAGCUGCUGAUCCACCAGUUGAUGCCAAAAUGACUCAUUUCCUUGUUUUAAUAUCAGAAGGUUUCAGGGAAGCCCGUGGUGCCUUGAGUCGAUCUGGAGCGAACUUGCCUUCAAAUCAAAGUCCUGUAAAAGUAGAUUCUUCAUCUACAAUACCAGUUACAGGGGCACCCCCAACUACAUUACCAUCAGUGAAUGGAUCUAUCACAAACCGACAACCAAUACCUGCUGGGACUGUAACUCCUGCUACUGUUAAAGUGGAACCAGUUCCCGUAACUUCCAUGGUAACUGGGCCAGCUUUUCAUCACAAUUCGUCAGUUGCACGUCCUACUAGUACCGGUCAAGGAGUUCCAAGCUUGCAGACAUCUUCUCCGUCUUCUGUUUCUCAAGACAUUGUGACAAGUAAUGAAAAUGCACAGGAUACAAAGCCAAUAGUGUCAAUGUUGCAGCCACGUCCUGUGAAUCAAGCUCAAGCAAAUGUGAACAUUUUGAAUAAUCUCUCUCAAGCACGACAGGUAAUGAAUUCUGCUGCUUUAAGUGGCGGAACUUCUAUGGGACUUCCAUCAAUGGGUCAGACUCCUGUUGCCAUUCACAUGUCAAACAUGAUAUCCAGUGGGACGACAUCUUCUGGACCUGCAGGUCAAAAUGUAUUUUCAUCUGGACCGCCAGUAAUAACUAGUUCUGGAUCUCUUACUGCUUCUGCACAGGUUGGACAAAACUCAGGUCUUGCUUCAUUACCAUCAGGCACUUCUAAUUUGUCUUCAAGUCCAAACAAUGGGAUUUCACAACCAUCAACUAAUCUUCAAGGAGCGGUUAGUAUGGGACAACAGGUUCCCGGUAUGAACCCAGGAAACCUUUCAGGGGCCCAAAUGGCGCAAGGCGGAGUUAAUAUGAGCCAAAAUGUAAUGAAUGGCCUCGGUCAAUCAGGUGUCUCUUCUGGAGCUGGCGCAAUGAUCCCUACUCCAGGAAUGACUCAACAAGUACAAUCAGGCAUGCAGCCGCUUGCAAAUAAUGCAGCUACUGCUAAUAUGCCUUUGUCACAACAGACAGCUUCUGCACAAUCCAAAUAUAUAAGGGUCUGGGAGGGAAGCUUAUCUGGACAAAGGCAAGGACAGCCAGUAUUUAUCACCAAACUCGAAGGUUACAGGAGUUCUUCUGCCUCUGAGACACUUGCAGCAAACUGGCCUCCUGUAAUGCAAAUAGUUCGGCUUAUCUCUCAGGAUCACAUGAAUAACAAGCAAUAUGUUGGAAAGGCAGAUUUCCUAGUUUUUCGUGCAAUGAACCCUCAUGGAUUUCUGGGUCAGCUCCAAGAUAAGAAGCUGUGUGCAGUUAUUCAAUUGCCAUCACAGACUUUGCUACUAUCAGUUUCUGACAAAGCCUGCCGGUUGAUUGGGAUGCUUUUUCCUGGGGAUAUGGUUGUAUUUAAGCCACAAUUAUCCGGUCAGCAGCAGCAACAAAUGCAACAGCAACAAAUGCAACAACAACAACACCAGCAGAUGCAAUCGCAACAGCAGCAUCUUCCACAAAUGCAGCAGCAGCAGCUUCCUCAUAUGCAGCAGCAGUUACAACAACAGCAACAGCAACUUCCACAGCUGCAACAACAGCAGCAGCAGCAGCUUUCCCAGCAUCAACAGCAGCAACUCCCUCAACUUCAACAACAACAGCUUUCACAACUGCAGCAGCAGCAACAACAGCUUCCGCAAUUACAGCAACUGCAGCAUCAACAACUUCCUCAGCAGCAGCAACAGAUGGUUGGGAAUGGAAUGGGUCAAACUUAUGUUCAAGGUCCCGGACGCACACAAAUGGUUUCUCAGGGACAAGUUUCAUCACAAGGAGCUACAAACAUUGGUGGAGGGAAUUUCAUGAGUUAG